UUACAGCUCCCCUAAUAUUGCCAAAAAGUUUCACAUAGGACACCUGCGUUCCACCAUAGUAGGGAAUUUUAUAGCAAAUCUCAAAGUUGCGCUGGGACAUGAAGUAGUGAGAAUAAAUUACCUUGGUGACUGGGGCAUGCAGUUUGGCUUAUUGGGUGUUGGUUUCCAAUCCUUUGGCAACAAAGAAAAACUAAAAUCUAGUCCUUUGCAACACCUUUUUGAGGUGUACGUGCAGAUUAACAAAGCAGCAGAAGAUGAAAACACAAGAAAGCUGGCUAAGGAUUUCUUUAGAAAACUGGAGGAACAUGAUGAGCAGGCCUUGUCAAUUUGGAAGCAAUUUAGAGACCUCAGUAUUGAGGAAUACAUCCGGAUUUAUAAGCGUCUAGGAGUGCACUUUGAUGAAUAUUCUGGAGAGUCAUUUUACCAAGAGAAGGCCCAGGAAGUUCUGAAGAUGUUGGAAGAUAAAGGACUACUUCAGAAAACAAUAAAAGGGACAGGAGUUGUGGAUCUCUCGGAGAAGAAAGACCUGUCAACAGUUUCCACCGUCAUGCGCAGUGAUGGGACAUCUCUUUAUAUAACAAGAGAUCUUGCAGCUGCUAUAGACAGAAUGAGUAAGCACAGCUGGGAUACCAUGAUUUAUGUGACAGAUAAAAGCCAAAGCAAUCACUUUCAACAUUUAUUCCAAAUACUGAAGCUCAUGGGUUAUGACUGGGCAGAAAGGUGCCAGCAUGUGUCUUUUGGUCUAGUUCAAGGUAUGAAGACUCGGAGAGGAGAAGUAAUUUUUCUGGAAGAUGUUUUAAAUGAAGUUCGCUCAAGGAUGUUACAAAACAUGACUGCCACAAAAACAACCAAAGAGAUCCAAGAUCCUGUGGAGACAGCAGAGAAGGUUGGCCUUGCAGCACUCAUAGUUCAGGACUUCCGGGGCCUUCUGGCAUCUGAUUACCAGUUUAGCUGGGAUCGAGCUCUCCAAAGUCGAGGGGAUACAGGUGUGUUCUUGCAGUACACCCAUGCCAGACUCCAUAGUUUAGAACAGAUGCAUGGGAAUGCAGAGCUAGCUGAUGUGAAUGUGGCAUGCUUGCAAGAGCCAGAUGCCAUCUCUGUUCUUCAGCAUCUUCUCAGGUAUGACGAGGUCCUGUACAGAUCUUCUCAGGAUCUGCAACCCAAGCACAUUGUCAGCUACCUCCUCACACUGAGCCACCUGGCAGCCGUGGCACACAAAACCCUCCCCGUGAAAGGCAGCGCCCCCGACGUGGCACAGGCACGGCUCUGUCUCUUCCACGCAGCACGCUCAGUUCUAGCCAACGGAAUGAAACUCCUUGGCAUUACGCCUGUAACUCAAAUGUAACGAGGCCAUAUCCAAUGUCAAGUCAUAUCUUGUAAUAAAAUUAUUUUUUUCCA
Pyrgilauda ruficollis (rufous-necked snowfinch) is the source of this 1398-nucleotide messenger RNA. It is a transcript of the gene RARS2, whose product is annotated as arginyl-tRNA synthetase 2, mitochondrial. Gene Ontology annotation, molecular function: ATP binding; arginine-tRNA ligase activity. Bases 137 to 1345 code for a protein of 402 amino acids. Gene Ontology annotation, cellular component: mitochondrion. The record is from RefSeq and is a predicted model, not a curated record. NCBI's taxonomy places the organism in Eukaryota, Metazoa, Chordata, Aves, Passeriformes, Passeridae. The transcript has 15 exons. Gene Ontology annotation, biological process: mitochondrial translation; arginyl-tRNA aminoacylation.